AGUUUGGAUUUGGUGGAAGAUUACGCAUAUGAAAUUGGACUCAUUUAUGGAAUUUCAAAGCCUCGGUUUAGUUCGCGCUUUUAUCUCGUCCCUUUGAUGUCUGCUAGUCGCAGUGUCAGUUCUCAAAUUAUCAUUGGUGAGGUGUUGGCAGCUCUUGUUGCAUACCGUCAUGCCCGGAAUGCUCUUGUUGCAGACCGUCAUGCCGGGAUUGCUCUUGCUGCACUUGGUUAUGCUGUUAUUCUAAAGGAAAACGCCCGACCCCUGGACGCGCCAAAUCUCCAAAAUGUACGAAGGUCCGUUGAAGCGAACCAAAUUUCUGGUGUAAUACCAUCUGAACUCGGGAAAUUAGUCAACCUGCAAACCUUGAUGCUGUCCUCUAAUCAAUUCUCCGGAAACUUGCCAACAUCCUUUGCUAGGCUCCGUAAUCUAACAGAUCUGAGGUUAGAUGACAAUAAGUUCACAGGAGUAAUUCCCAACUUCAUGCACAAUUGGAAAAAGCUUACGAGACUACAACUGCAUGGAAGUGGACUGGAGGGCCCCAUUCCUUCAAGUAUUUCUCUUUUGACUAAUUUAGUUGAGCUGAGAAUUAGUGACAUUAAAGGAUCAAGCCAAGGUUUUCCUCAGCUGAGCAACGUGACAGGCUUAUUGAGAUUGAUUUUGAGGAGCUGUAACAUUUCCGGGGAGCUUCCUGCCUAUAUUUGGACGAUGAAGACUCUUGAAGUGUUUGGAAUACCCUGUUUCAAUUUCUCGUGGGUCUGUUGUAGCUGUCGUUCAACAAGCUGUCGUUGUCUAGCGCUGCUGUCCUGUUGUGGCUGCAGCUGCGACUGCGACUGCAAUCCAUGUAAAUGUUGUUCAUGCUUCAGAGGAUGAGGACAGAGAGGCAUUGCAGUAUAUUAUCAACAACAUUAAACUAAAUGAAGGCUAUUUAACCCUUGCUCGGGAUAUUGAGGUCAUGGAGCCCAAGUCUCUAGAAGAUAUCUAUAAGGUAUGGAUUUUGAUGAUACAAUUUGUGCUGGAAGCUGAUUUGCUUUACAUUCUGUUAU
This is a messenger RNA of Mercurialis annua (annual mercury), 1043 nucleotides long. RefSeq names its product probable LRR receptor-like serine/threonine-protein kinase RFK1. The record is from RefSeq and is a predicted model, not a curated record. Lineage: Eukaryota; Viridiplantae; Streptophyta; Magnoliopsida; Malpighiales; Euphorbiaceae. The transcript has 9 exons. Bases 97 to 870 code for a protein of 257 amino acids. Gene Ontology annotation, molecular function: protein binding.